AAUUUCCUUUCAAUUGCAUUUAAAUUCGAAACAAGUCGCUGGAGUCAACCAAAUAUUAUUCGAGAGCUGAAAUGGACGCCGAAACAAUAAUAAAUGCUGAUAUUGGAGAUAUUUCGCCAGUUCCAGCCCACGAUCCUACUCUUCUUCGUCAUUAUAGUCUCUCUCUGGGGGCAGGGCCUCUGUGGUGCUCCUGAUGUACCCCAUGCCACCAACGUCUGUCUCCUUAUCACAGAGGGCAGUGGUGUGGGGAAAAAGAAAGUGCCCCCUGUUGUUCACAAGGUACCAUUUAAUAAAGAAGAAAUAAUCACACAAUCUAAUCAGGAUGCAGUUUUGCUAACAUUUCAGUUCCACUUAUCUGAACAUACCGUUGUAAAAUGGGAUACCAUAUUAUGGCAAAACAAACUUUACAUUCAAUUGCCUAAUGGAUUCAUGCCAGAAGGAUCCAAGGAGGCAUUUGUGACUCUGCUGGAAUUUUCAGAAGAACAACUUCAGUGUAACCAUGUAAUUGUGUGUUUCAGCAAAAGUCGUACAGAUAGAGCUGUUCUCAUCAGAACUUUCAUGUUCUUUGGUUUUAUUUGUGUGGUGCCGGGUCAUGAAUUGAUUCCAAGUAAUGCUUCAGAAGAUACAUUAUACAUGGUUUAUACUAUUGAUUGAUCAGUGUAGUUAGAACUGGAUUGGAAAUUGGGCAUAUUCUUUUACCCCACAUUCUCUCCAAAGUAUGUCUGCUAUUUCAAACGGCAGAAUAAAUUAAUUGCAAAAUUUAUAUUUGCGUAAUAUUUAUCCCCGACCACUGCCACUUAAAACAAUUUAAGAAUUUUAACAAUGCUCAAUUCUUAUUAUUGGCAUGUUUUUAUUCAAAUGUUUAUAAUUUUAGGGACCAAACUGAACUAAUUUGUCUAAUAUUUAGAUGUUUUGAUUAGCAUUUGUUCUUUGGAGAAAAUUCUGCCUGGAAACAGUAUACUGAUUGUUUUAUAGAUGGUAUAUUCUUAUUAUUUGAAUAUUUAGUAUAGCUUGAGAAUGUAUUAAACUUAAUUUACUUGUAUGUUUGUCUUUAAUUAAAAGAUUUCAAACUUUUA
Centruroides sculpturatus (bark scorpion) is the source of this 1076-nucleotide messenger RNA. RefSeq names its product ornithine decarboxylase antizyme 1-like. Gene Ontology annotation, biological process: positive regulation of protein catabolic process. Gene Ontology annotation, cellular component: cytoplasm; nucleus. NCBI's taxonomy places the organism in Eukaryota, Metazoa, Arthropoda, Arachnida, Scorpiones, Buthidae. The transcript is spliced from 5 exons. Gene Ontology annotation, molecular function: ornithine decarboxylase inhibitor activity. The record is from RefSeq and is a predicted model, not a curated record. The coding region runs from base 94 to 654 and encodes 186 amino acids.